GAGCCUGCCCGUGUAGCCCCCCCUGUCCCAGCCCGGCCCGACUCUGAAGUGAAGGGAAUCAAGCUCCAAUGCUCAAAACCCUGCUUGCUCUGCGUCACAGAUUGGUAUCGCCAUGCCCCCUCGUUGGAUUUGCAAAUUUUUGCUGUAUUCUCCGAUCGAGGUUGUUGAUUUAGCGUCGCAUUUUGUAUCCAAAGCGUUCUUCAGACAAGUUGUUUUGUUUCAGGCUUUUUGCGUUCAGGGGUUAGUGUUUCUUAUCACGAAGGCGAAAGGAGCAAAGUCUUUUCUUUUGCAGUGGACGCUGGCCUGCAGACAUGGACUCUAGAGUAACAUUCAGCUUGUAGACUUUUAUUUCUUUUGGAGGGUCUUAUGAUGGACUGUCCUGAGUUUAUUGCAUUUUAAUUUGAGGGAAGAGAUUAGUGGUAGAUUUUUCAGAAAUUAGGAUUCAGGUCGAGACGUAAGCGAUAGUUUCAUGAUGUACUUCCGAUGCGUGAUUCAAUACUUACCUCAGAAGCCUACCAACAUAUGUGGUUUGUUGUGUGCGAUUUUAAUCGUGAGCUUAUCGAGCACCCGAGCCGAUUCAGGGACUACGCAUUCCAUUUCCUUGUCGAAUUAUCACUGUCCUGCACCGACACUUCAGGAAACAUUGGCUCCUCCUCUGGGUUUCUGCAGUUUCGAUACUCAAGCUUUCUCAUUCAAGCACAAUCAUGCUGCCUCUGACCAGCCACUAUCCGCUCGAGUUGCGGAGUUGAAUGAGACUACGUUGGAAAAAGCGUUAGACCUGGUGCACAGUAGCAAUGGGACGUACAUGGCAGUGCUCCAUUAUGCAACGUGGUGCCCUUUUUCGAGACAAGUGCGUCCUGUGUACGAUGUCCUAUCCACAAUCUUCCCCACUGUCCACCAUGUGGCCAUUGAAGAGUCUUCAGUCAGGCCGAGUGUUCUGUCUCAGUAUGGAGUCCACAGUUUCCCAGUGCUCUUUAUGCACAACAGAACUGCAAGGGUGCGUUAUUAUGGACCUAGACAACUCGAAUCCUUAAUACUUUUUUAUCAAAACUAUACAGGCUUGAAGGCAAACGAAGGUCAACCAGGCAGAAAAGAGGAUUGCGCCUUUGCAAGAUUGGUUUAUGAUGCUGGCACUGAAAUGAAAGAAGGCUGUCCCUAUCCUUGGGCAAUAUCACCCGAGAAGUGGCUGCAAGAUGAUAUGUACCUGAAUCUUGCAGUAGUGUUCUUAGUACUGAGGUUAGUUUACGUUUUGAUACCUGCUGUCUUGAUAAGGUUGAAAGAACACUGGGAGAAUAGAGACUACACUCAAGCGCCUCUAAGUUCAAAUUACCCUAAUACAUCUAAUGAAGGAGGUUCCUUGCUGGGGAAUGCAAGCCAAGUUAGUGAUGAUGCGGACACUGAAAAGCAAAGAGCUGGCUCUGCAAAUGGAUUGAACGAUAUAUCCGUAUCUAGCUGGUCUUCUGCUCAAGCGGUUACGCAAUCUAGCUCUGCAUCCAGCGCUGAAAGCAGCUCAAGUCGAGCUGGAUCUCCAGGUGAGGUGUAUGAUAUUGGUGAAAAAGAGAUGUAUUAAUUAAUAUGUAACAAAGUAGCUACACACAAUUCAGACUCAGCAGUGCUUUUAUACACCUGAGACUGUCGGCAUGAUAUAUUCGAACACUAUAAUGGUUUCUGUGCUGCAUUCCUUAUGGAGUGUCCGUGUAAUUUACUUCAAUGCUUUUCUAUUUCAAGUACUUCAAAGAAUGUUUCAUUCACAUUUUCCA
This is a messenger RNA of Physcomitrium patens, 1760 nucleotides long. The record is from RefSeq and is a predicted model, not a curated record. Lineage: Eukaryota; Viridiplantae; Streptophyta; Bryopsida; Funariales; Funariaceae.